Dermacentor andersoni is the source of this 2732-nucleotide messenger RNA. The record is from RefSeq and is a predicted model, not a curated record. Lineage: Eukaryota; Metazoa; Arthropoda; Arachnida; Ixodida; Ixodidae.
AGCGCGCGACGGCGUAAGACGUGUGGUGUGUCGGCUCCGUCGAUUUUCGGCUGGAGUCACGGCUCAAUCCUCUGCACCCCAGCAAGACCGACGUCAAUCGACGCAGCAAACCGUCUGGACCACGUGGAUACUAAUGUUCACCAGGUGGGACCACUUUUGAAGAUUUUACGACCGAAUUACACCCGCCUACGUGGGCGACGCCGUUAGGCCAUACGGCGACGCCGACUCCCGGCGGCGUGGAACCGGCCUCCCGAGGUAAAAUGGCGGCUCCCACGUCAUUCCUGAGGGGUUACGAUCCCGACGCCAUGGCCUGGACGACGGUUUCAACAUCAGAAGAUCAAAACUCCGCUCCUAUUCCGACAUUUCGGCACCAAUCUCUCAAUGAAGCGGUCGCGCGUCGCUCGCUCGUUCAAGCCAAGACGGCGGCGUCCAUCGCCGCCCCAGUCUCCGGCACACCGGCCGGCAAGACGCAGCCUCCCGCUUCGCGCGCUGCGGGAAGCAAACGCAAGGCCCUUACCAAAUGGAAGCCUCGGCCAUUUCCAAAACCGGGCCCUGAUGACUUCGUGGUCGUGCUCAAGCCACGCGAGCAUGUGUCGCUGCACCAAGCCUUUUCGGAGAACCGCUACGGUGCCGCCAUUACGGCCUACCUCGGGCCUGAGGUGGCAAGGUCUGUUACGGUUCUGCCGUCCCGUGAACAAAACCUGAUAUUGAUCCACACCCCGAACCCGGCAGCGGCAGAUCGGCUCCUCGGGGACUUCUCAAUCAACACCGACCGUGGGCCGAUUCCGCUCCACGGAUACCUUAGGCAAGACGGAGGCGAUAUCUGCCACGGCGUCAUCGUCGUCAGCAACUCUGACACCACUGAAUCGCUUCGAGAGCAGGUGCAAUGGAGAGCAGGCACCAUUGUCGAGGUGAGGAAAUUCGGCUCCUCUAACAAAGCUCGGGUAACCUUCGCCGGGAGGGAGAAACCGCGUUUUGUGCACUAUGAGAACAUGCUCAUCCCAGUGCAAACCUACUACCGGACAAUCCCGGCCUGCGGCCUGUGUGGGGCUGUCGGCCACCGAGCGGAUGCUUGUCCCAACACGCAGCAGAACACGUGCGGACUCUGCGGGCAACAAGCCCCGCUUGUGGAGGGGGUGCGGGCCCCUCACGAGUGUGUUCCACGGUGCUCUGUUUGUGGCGGUGGACACGCCACAAACUCACGUGAGUGUGCGGCAAAAUUCCGCACACACAAGAUGGCCGCCCCGAAGGGCGGGACAAAGAGGAAAAUGGCGGCCAAGAACAAGAGCCGCCAUCUUGGCCUCCCCGGUGAGUCACCGAGCCGGGACGACAGCAACACCGAGAAGCCGGCACCGAGAAGUUCUACCGGAGGAGCCGGCAAGCGACCGCCGACGCAGCCGCCACCACACGGCGACACUGGAAAACUGUCGACGUCGCCACCACGAGGCGAGGCCAGGGCCUGGGCCAACGCCGUGCAACACGGAACGCAGGUGAGCGGUACGGGCAGGGCUGCCUCCUCUUCCCCUACCUCCUCCCCCCCUGCGGCACGCAGUGCCGAGCAAGCCAAGAUUGCAGCUCUCGAGGGCCAAAUUGAGAUGCUGCUCAAAAAAAUUACGCUCCUGGAAUCGCAGUCAAAACAGCCUACCACUCCCCCCUCUACCCCCGCAACUGAGGCUAUGGAGACUCUCUUCAGUCGCGCCCUGAAGGCUGCGGGCAGGGACCCCCUGGUGAUCGUGGGCGAUUUCAACGCUCACAGCACACUCUGGGGGUACAUGCGUGAAGAAAAGCGCGGGCGCAAGCUAGCGGAACUUGCGUCCACGCUGGGCCUGACUCUUCACACCGACCCUGCACAUCCAACGCGGGUGGGUAACUCCGUGACUCGGGACACGUGUCCGGACCUUACCUUCACCAAAAACAUUAGACACGCAGAAUGGGCCAACACCGAGGAAACCCUCGGCAGUGACCACUGCAUACUCAACACAACCGUCAGAAGCAAACCAUUGGCAAGAUCCCACGCCCAAGCCCGCCUACCCGACUGGACCAAGUUCCGGCAAAACUACACUAAUUCGGCCCCUAUCCACGAACAAGGUUACCACGCGUGGUCACAAGAAUUGGUUGCACACCUUCGUUCGGCGGAAACACAAGUUCAACUAUCGGAGGCCACGCCGGAGGUCGACAACCACCUCCUGCACCUAUGGGAGGCGCGGCACAGCCUCGUCCGUAGGUGGCGCCGCCAAAAACACAAUCGGAGGCUCAAAAUUCGCAUCGCCGAGCUCACCCAACGAGCAGCAGAGUACGCGGCCCAGCUCGCCGACUCGAAUUGGGUGGACCGAUGCAACAUGGCCGCUAGACAAAUGUCUAGCCGGAGCACCUGGCGUCUCUUUCGCGCCUUGAUCGAUCCGACUCAAACCAGAGCCGAGACACAAAAACAUCUCCAACGGGCUAUCCAUAGCUUCGACGGAGACAUCUCAAAAUUAGCAUGCAAACUACGCGAUCAGUACCUUUGUAUACAACAGGACCCCCGAGGGCCAGCGUACUCGUAUGCAGGUUCCGAGAACGCGGAGCUGGACCAACCGUUCCAGCUCCACGACCUGAAGGCGGCGCUCACUAAAAUGAAGCGAGGAACGGCGCCGGGAAGAGACAAAAUAACAGUGAAACUACUUGCCAACCUUCCCGACCCCGCCUACGAGGCGCUCCUCGCAUACAUAAACUCAAUCUGGCUCGUACGUUAA